This is a messenger RNA of Hyaloscypha bicolor E, 1109 nucleotides long. RefSeq lists its product as uncharacterized. The record is from RefSeq and is a predicted model, not a curated record. The coding region runs from base 289 to 870 and encodes 193 amino acids. The transcript is spliced from 5 exons. Lineage: Eukaryota; Fungi; Ascomycota; Leotiomycetes; Helotiales; Hyaloscyphaceae.
UCGCCAUAUCAAAUACUGCUAAUUUCACAUCGCAACUGCUGAAAUUUGGUACUCAAAUUCCAUUUAUUACUGUGGCGAUCACACUUUGAAUCACUUUUCGUCGCUCUACAUGCCAGAACUAUCUCCAUGAGAAUUAUAUAUAGAGAGAGCUUUACCUCCUCCGUUUGCUUUCCUCACCACCAUUCGCCACUUCCAUAAACAUUUCAGCAAGCUAUCCUCAGAUCUUUCCUUAAAACCUCUUGCCCUUUCUCAACGCGAAAAACAAAAACAUCACAAACUUAUACAACCAUGCAAAUCAUCAGUACCCUCACCAUCGCUCUCGCGAUUAUCCCUCUGGCUUUUACUGCACCACAUCCUGUCGAAGAAACGGGAGCUAUCACUGCUGAAGCUCAGAACGCAGUCGCUGCUGCGCUCCCUGCCGGUGGUCUUCGUUUCCCUCACCGGUUUUUGCAUCGACAUCACCGCCCAAAGAAGGCCCGCCCUGCCCCUAAGGCUCCUGUCUCUGCCCGGAAUGCACUUCCCGUGGAAGAAAUCCGGGCCAUUAAAGCCGAAGCCAACACCAAUGCGGAAUCUGCUGCGACUGCCGUCAGUGGUGCUGAUCCUCUUGAUGGUCUUUUUGAUCUUGGUUCUACUAUUGGUGAUUUUGGUGAUCUUCUCAAGGCUCGAAAUGCGCUUCCUGUUGAAGAAACGGGGGCUGCUAUAGAUGAAGCCAAAACUGAUGCGGAAACUGCCUUCAAAAUCCCUCGUAGAAUUCGUAAGGGUGGUAGACGAGGUGGCAGAAAGGGUGGUAGAAAGGGUGGCAGAAAAGGUGGACCCCGUGGCAAGAAGGGUGGUAAAAAGGGAGGACUUCUCGAUUCUCUUGGUCUUUAGUCGUUUGAGACAGGUAAUCUCGGCACAAGGGCAUUCCCGCCGAAGGAACUCGGCCAAUGCUCAGUGCUCUUUGAUGGGUAUUGGAUUGAGGUCUUUGUGCUGAAGAUACCCUGUACUUGACGGUCCUUUGGAUCCGGAAUAAGGUUGUUUGUUAGGACGAGCAGAAUUCGGUUUUCUUUAUUGACGAAUCUUUCCCGGCAGAAUAUCAGUUCCCUUCUUUUGCGAAUAUUCUCCUGUCU